AACGGAGACGGAGGACUCAACCUCCUGGCCCACGGCCAAGAGGAAGGCCACGUACACCCAACCAAACGCAAAGAGUCAAGAGCAGACAAGCCUCCUUAUCAAACUUCGGCCCAGCAGUUAAAAUCACUACAGUGCGCUGGCCAACACAACACCAAGGAAUGCAAGAAAUCCCUGGAAAUUCCUCCUACCUGCGCCAACUGCAAAGGCGCCCACACUGCCAACUACUCAAAAUGCCCUGCUCUCUUGGCCUACCUCAGCAAGAAGAACCUGCACACAAGGCCCUGCAGCGCCCUAGCGCCCUCUUCCUCCCUCCCUCUGUCGGAGCUGACUUCCCACCUCUUCCAAAUAAACUGACCCCAACCCUCAGCGACCCUCCAAAACCCCAGACCCACUACCCACUUCAUAAUGGUUCACACUCUUACGUCUCCGCUGUCAAAUCGCCGUCCUACCAGUCAUUGCCCCCCACACUUGACAGGAAAUUCCAUCGAAUCCACCCUCGACUCAAAAACUCUGAUCUCGAUACAUUUCUUCGUAUUAUCGAACUGAUAAUAUACAAAAAUAUUAUACUAACUGUACAAAUAAUAUCGAAAGAGUUAAAGCGACCAUACAAAUCGUCAAAGAGCUUGAAGCUGGACGAUAAUUCCUUCAUUAAAGUUAUGCUAUGGAAUGCUACUAGCAUUACCAAUAAAAACUCGAACUUCAAAAAUUCCUCCACGAUCACCAAAUUGACGUGGCCAUUAUCACUGAAACCUGGCUCUCCCCAAAAACUUCUUUCAUAAACACACUACAAUAUAUAUAGAUCCAGUUCAAUUUUGUUUUAGUAGAAAGAUUUUAAUUAAUUAUUGAAAAUUUCCGUCGUAAUUAUGGCACGAGUAUGUAAUCAUCGCUAUUCGAGGGAGUAAGAGAAAAAAAAAAAAAAAAAGAAAUGGACCAUGGCUCACAAAAAUUAUGCCUUUGUAUAAAGUGAACAAAUGCUCGAGUCGUGUUGUAGCGUUUGAUCAACGAGUCGCUAAAUAUUUUUAUCUCUUUAUGAGCAUAAUUAUUACAAUUAAUAAUU
Frieseomelitta varia is the source of this 1057-nucleotide messenger RNA. RefSeq lists its product as uncharacterized. The record is from RefSeq and is a predicted model, not a curated record. Lineage: Eukaryota; Metazoa; Arthropoda; Insecta; Hymenoptera; Apidae. The transcript is spliced from 2 exons. The coding region runs from base 159 to 779 and encodes 206 amino acids.